UGUGCCUUUCCGUCAUAUUUGUGUAACUAACGGAUGUCAUUAUGUAGAUAUCAUAUAGCUGAGAGGGUGAUAUAGUAGAUUGUUACCCCGAGAAUAUUUGAACGAUGGCAAACACUUUUCUUAUAAAGAAAUGGACAAGACUGUAUAGAACUUUUGACCUGAACAAAGACAACGUGUUAACUAUUGCCGAUGCCAUUUUGUUUUCUGAUAGAUUUAUUGAAAGCAACAACAUGAAGGGUGAACAAGCUGCAGACUACAAGACAAAAUAUUUAGAGUGGUUUCGAGGUUUUUUCCUAAAAGGAGAAGAAACAAUGACAGAAGAAGGUUUCGUUAAUAAGAUGAGAGAGGCAUUUAACAGAGAUGGUAAAGAAUUUGAGAAAUCCGUCAGAAAGCAUAUGUCUGUCCUGGUAUCCAUCACAGAUGUUAACAAAGAUAAUUCCAUCUCCAGAGCGGAGUUUGUAGAUGCACUAAAGGCAAUGGGACUAGUCUCCUUCGAUAACAAAUAUUUUGAUGCAUAUCCGCAAGUUAAACCUGGUUUCAUAGAAGCUAAUUUGUUUCUUCAAAGUUGGGUUGAGUACUGCUGUAACAGCAUUGAGGGCAAUGUCAGUCAGUUGGAGAAAGCUCGUCUGUAUGGAUUUAGAAUUAUAGAUUCUAUUUAAGUUUUAAUUUUCUUUUAUUAUUCAAUCAUAUGUCAUUAGAAUGAAAAUUGUAUCCUAAUAUUUUUAUAAAACUUUAUCAAACUCUUUAACUGU
Mytilus trossulus (common blue mussel) is the source of this 752-nucleotide messenger RNA. Its product is annotated as sarcoplasmic calcium-binding protein-like. The coding region runs from base 105 to 659 and encodes 184 amino acids. The transcript has 3 exons. Gene Ontology annotation, molecular function: calcium ion binding. NCBI's taxonomy places the organism in Eukaryota, Metazoa, Mollusca, Bivalvia, Mytilida, Mytilidae. The record is from RefSeq and is a predicted model, not a curated record.